CAACAGGGGACAGGAACAGCAAGCGAGCAAAACAGAGAAAGACAGGCACAGAUGGGGAUAGAGUGUUGAUUUGGAUUAACACAGGAGCAGAAAUUGAACAAAACCAAGUAAAAAAGGAAACAGACAAAAAAAGCAACAUGAAUUAAAAUACAAAAGACACAGUGGGAGGUUGAGAGACAAUAGAAGGAUAUACAGAGCAAGAGAGACAGUGAGAGAGAAAGAAAGAGAGGGAGAGAGAAGCAGAGCUCCCUAACUCUAGUGAUUCCCAGACUGGCUGGCUGGUAGUACACUCUGUGCUCUGAUGUGCCUGCUCUGAUGGGGUUUCAUGCCCAUGCAGAGUGUGCUGGGGAUCCUGAGGGCAAUACAGUUUUUCUGCUGCUGAUCUCAGCCUCUCUAAUUCCUACCUACUGACCAGAUCACCCUACAGAGGUAGGAGUCAGGACCUUACUCACGGCUAAUGGAUCAACCAGUGACAGUCACUAGAAUCCAAAAAGGGAGCUAAAAGAAAACCAAACACAAGCGGCCCAAGGACGACUGGCAGAUAUGAGAGUGACACUGGCCUGUGCCAUCCUCUGCUUCCUCUCUUUGUCACAUGCCUGUCCAAAGGAGUGUAGCUGCAACAGCAACAGCAAAGUAGUAGACUGCCGAGGUCGAGGCCUAUAUGACAUCCCCCGAAAACUGCAUCCAGACACCCAAGAACUGUAUCUUCAAGAUAACCGCAUCAGGGGGUUGGGAUCAAUGGCUUUCAGAGAAAUACCCUUCGUCCGAAUUCUUGAUCUAUCUAAUAAUUCCGUAACAUCUGUUUCACCAACGGCCCUGCUGGGUCUCCGGUCUCUACAGCACCUCAGUUUGGCCUACAACAGCCUGAGGGAGCUUGACAAGAGGUUGCUUGGACCGAUCCACUCUCUUUCACACCUUGACCUCUCACACAAUAGCCUGUGGGGUUUGCCUGGAGCCAUGGGGGACAGCUUGAGGAACCUUAGCCACCUGGGGCUAGCACACAACCGGUUAACACGGUUAGACCGCUCCCUGUUAGAGACCCUGACCCAUCUGGACAGCCUCACACUACAAGGCAACCCCUGGAGGUGUGACUGCCAGCUCAUAGGCCUCAAACUUUGGCUGGAGACCUACCUCUUUAAAGGUGGAGUGGUGGAUGAGGUGCUUUGUUCCCAGCCAGAAGAAAUGAGGGACAGAGACCUGCAGAAAGUCCCUUACCAGCUCUUUCAUGCCUGCAUGACAACAAGUUACCACUACUUGUUUGCCAACAUACACCACCUGGAGUCUGAGAGGCGACUGCGAGGUCACACCCAUGGCAACCAUGCUCAUCCCUCUAGCCACACUCUCCAUGUCCCCAUGGCAAUAGGGGAGGGCUUUGGUGGAGGGGGAGGAGGGGGAGGAGGAGGGAGUGUACCCGAGUGUGAAACUAAGCAGAAGCAGCGGCCUGUCAACUUGCGCCAUGCUAUUGCCACAGUAAUCAUCACCGGCGUAGUGUGUGGGAUCGUGUGUCUGAUGAUGCUGGUUGCAGCAGUGUACGGCUGUGCGUAUGCUGCUAUCAUGGCCAAAUACCAGAGGGAGCUAAAGAAGAACGAGGAGCUAGCAGCAGCGCAGGGGGCAGAUCAUGCCACAGCAGAUGAAAAAGAGCCACUGGAGAAUGCUAUUGCUUAGGAGAUGAUAAAAUGAACUUUGGGCCUCAACCCUUUAACCUAAUUGUCUCUGGAUGCCACGUGUGUGUGCUUGUGUGUGCAUGUUUGUGAGAACAAAAGAAGAGAGUGCAUUUCUGUAUGUGUAUGUUUACCUCAUUUCUGAGACUUGGGUAGCUAAAUUCCACAGGUAUUUGACUAUGCACUGAUGAGAGUAUGUUCUACUGUAUGCGGGUUUGAGGGGCAGGCCAAAGAAUUCAAACACAUCACAGAUAGAAAUAAACUGCUAUAUAUUUAUAAUUUCGUAUUUGUAGGUAUAAUAGUAGAGGUCUUGUAUUUAAAAAAAUAGAUGUCAGAAAUCGGUUCAUUGCUCAGAGUUUGAUUUUGAAGUAAUUUUGAAAAUUCAUUGUUGGCAGCUGCUAUCAGUUCAACUCCAAGUUGUUUGUACCAUUAACGUGAGUGUAUGAGAACAAGAUGAAAGUGUUUGUGUCAGUGCUCGAGUGUGUGUGGAGACGUAUACUGAAUGCACAUAUUUAUAGAGAAUUUAAGAGUCUGUGCCUGAUAAUGUGAUCGAGCUCUGAAGAGAAAACCUUUCUAAAAGGAUAUUUUUCUGAUUAAUGAUAGAUUUUUCUGGAUAAAGAUGGAUAAUUUAUUGAAGCAAUAAUGAAGCAAGCUAAAACUACACCAACAAAACUUGGCCUUGUUGUUUUUCUAUGAGGUUUUAAGUCUGAAUCAUCCUGCUGCAAAAGUCACACCCACAGACAAACUUUUAGAACUACAGUUUUUGAGAUCAGUCGAGUCUCAGUUGUGAGCUAAUGUUGAUUACAUAACUGAAGUCAUGUCCAUCAGUAUCUAUUAUAUAAAAUAAAGGGAAAUAUUUUAUGUGAUUACUAUAUGUAUACAGCAAUUAAUUUGAAAAGACAUGCAUCCUUUAUUGAGAAAAAAUAUUUUAAAAACAAGUAUUUAUGAAUAAAUAAGUGAAUCCUACUCUUAGAGAGCACUUCUCUAAAUGUCUAUGUGAGUAAACAGUACAUAGUGUUUUACGGUAAACAAGACAUUCUGCCACCUUGAUAUGAAAAUCAGUGCUCAGUUCUGGAAACCCAGUCACAUAUUAUGUAGCCCUACAACCCUUGGUCAAGAAACAAGUACUGAUACCAAUUCCUCUAAAAAACCAAGAAAAUGCUCCUCAUUUAAAGUGCCACAGUGGUAAUCAUGAAAUUAGUGGCCAUUGGAUGAGAAUUUUGCCCCUCAAGUGCUGGCACAGUGACAUUAAGCAGAGAUGUGGCGAUUUGCAAUUUUAUUGGCUGAUUCCAGUUUUCAGUUCUUUUUAAAGUAUGUUUUAUUUGGUGUUUUACCAUGGGUUUGAUACACUGUGAAUAUGCAUGGAUUUGAAGUGCAGCCAGUAAUUUCCUCAUUAUGUACUGUUUGUCAAAGAUCUGGAUGUUGUUUUCCCUUCUCCAAGGAGUUUCUGUGUGAUCCUCUGUGUGGUUUUGUACACCAAGCACAAGUGAACAUGCACCCGUUACAGACACAAGAGCGAGGCUUGCGUGCACAAGCUAUGCUUUCAGUCUGUGCCACCGUGUGCGCCAUAUGAACCAGUGUAUGUGUAAAUACUGUGCUAUUAAUUUAAUAAUAUUCUACCUGUGAGAGAUAAAUUUGAAGAUACGAUGUUUCUAUUUCUGAUGAGAUAAUGUACGAUGGUACCAUUUCAAGAAAAUUCUAAAGUAUUAUAUAAUGUA
This is a messenger RNA of Monopterus albus (swamp eel), 3379 nucleotides long. RefSeq names its product leucine rich repeats and transmembrane domains 1 (gene lrtm1). Gene Ontology annotation, molecular function: protein binding. Lineage: Eukaryota; Metazoa; Chordata; Actinopteri; Synbranchiformes; Synbranchidae. The coding region runs from base 544 to 1665 and encodes 373 amino acids. The record is from RefSeq and is a predicted model, not a curated record. The transcript has 4 exons.